This is a messenger RNA of Acanthosepion pharaonis, 1125 nucleotides long. NCBI's taxonomy places the organism in Eukaryota, Metazoa, Mollusca, Cephalopoda, Sepiida, Sepiidae. The record is from the annotation of a GenBank genome assembly.
AUGUGUCUUUAUUUCCAUCAUUGUCUUCGUCUGGCUUUUUGUCUUCGUUUCCAUCUUUGUCUUCCUUUCAUCUGGUUCUUUGUCUUCGUUUCCCUUUUUGUCUUCGACUCCAUCUUUGUCGUCGUUUCCCUCUUUGUCUUCGUUUCCAUCUUUGUCUUCGUUUGGUUAUUUGUCUUUGAUUCCAACUUUGUCUUCGUUUCCAUCUUUGUUUUCGUUUCCAUCCUUGUCGUUUCCGUUUCCCUCAUAUUUGCAAGUUUCAUUUUUUUUUCCCUUUGUCUUCGUUUCCAACUUUGUCGCCUUUGUCUUCGUUUCCAUCUUUGUCGUCGUUUCCAUCUUUGUCGUCGUUUGCAUCUCUUUGUCUUCGUUACCAUCUUUGUCAUCGUUUCCCUAUUUGUUUUCGUUUCCAUCUUUGUCUUCGUCUGGCUUUUUGUCUUCGUUUACAUCGUUGUCUUCUUUUCCCUCUUUGUCUUCGUUUCCAUCUUUGUCGUCGUUUCCAUCUUUGUUUCUUCUUUUUCCCAUCUUUGUCUUCGUUUCCCCUCAUAUUUUGUCGUUUCAUUCGUUUCCUCUUUUCUUCGUCCUCUUUUUUGUCGUCGUUUCCAUCUUUGUCUUCGUCUGGUUCUUUGUCUUCGUUUCCCUUUUUGUCUUCGACUCCAUCUUUGUCGUCGUUUCCAUCUUUGUCAUCGUUUCCAUCUUUGUCUUCGUUUCCAUCUUUGUUUUUAUUUACAUCUUUGUUUCGUUUCCAUCUUUUCUUCGUUUCCUUUGUUUGUCUUUCUAACGUUUAAUUACAUGUCGUUGCCUUGCUUCCAUCUAUUCUCCCAAUCUUUCUCUCUGCUUCCAUUGGAAACACUAUUUUUUUUAAAUAUACUUUUACUGGAACAAUCUGAAUUUCUUUCUUCAUUUAAUUGUUCUCUUAUCUCCUUUUCUCACCUUCUGAACGACAGCUCUUUCUUCUUAUCUUGUUUAUGUUUUCAACUUUGUGUGCGUGUUUGUGGAAUUUGCAAUUUAUUGGCUUUACAGACCUCGUCUAUUCUUCUAUUUUACCCGGAAGUAUUCAGCGCAAACGAAACGGAAGUAUUUGUUGGUUCAUUUAUUUGCUUCUUUCUUUCUUUCUUUCUUUUCUGCUGA